Molecule: messenger RNA, 3093 nt
Organism: Seminavis robusta
Lineage: Eukaryota; Bacillariophyta; Bacillariophyceae; Naviculales; Naviculaceae
Source: the annotation of a GenBank genome assembly
UGUACCAGAUGAUAAUGGGAAAAGUGAGAUGCAGAGAAUGCGUAUUGGGCAUAAUGCCAAGCAAGCUGUUCUUUGCAUUCUUGGGAGGGUCGCUGCAACCCGUGACUGCCGGACUGGUGGACUGGUACCACCAGGGUGCUGUGCCAAGGGGGAGACGUAUCUUGCACCCACGCCACUUCCACCGGUACAAACUGCGCAAGACUGGUAACAAAAUUGGCAUGCAAAAGGGUCGAUCUGAUCCAGUCACAGGAGCUCGGGGAAACCGUGACCUUCGACUGGGACAUUUGACGCGAAUGAAGUCAGCAAAAAUAUCAAGAACGCCCAAGGGUCGCACGAAAUGACCCAUGUGCUGUCAUCCAUUCCGUCCCGCAGACUGGCCACUUCGUAUAUUUGGGAAAGGUAGCAGCAAGUAGGACAGGUGGGCCAGCUUGGGGAUACAUACAUACAUGUACUGCCCUGGGAUUGCCUGGAAAGCUGGAAAGGGCGAUUGCAGCAAUGUACCGGUAGCAGGCAAUCCGAUAGACAGCCCUCGUUCCGCUUUCCGAGCAACAGCAAUCAAGCGGGAAACAAACUCUAGCAGCUGCUCUAGCUACAAUCGUACAGCUGUCGUCAUCCGAGAAAUCCUGCCAGUUGACAGAGCUUGUUGAAUGGGCCUUGCUUCAUUACGAACAAGUCGAUUCGAUUCAUUCGUAGCACGAUUGAUAGCUACCCUGGUCAGAUUCGAUUGUUUCAAUUAGUUACGCAAGCUAAACCUGCUAGCUAGCUAGCUAGGAGCUCAGCCACUGCCUCGGAGGAUUGAGGACCCGCCCCAAUCAGGUCACAGCUCUGAUGAUUCUCCAUCUCUCCAUCAGAGAAAAGACCAUCGCAUGCACGCCAAUGGCUACCCGUACAACGCGGCUAGCUAGCCAGCCAGAUUCUUGCUUGACCAUUCUAGCAUUGGCCAUGGCUUUCAGCUUUUAUGACAGCCAAAACAAGUCGGGGGCGGCAACUCUUUCGCUUCAGCUUUUUCUUAUCUUGAGUUCGUACAGUACUCGUGACUUAAAAUGUACAUACCAGUACCGGUGUGACGUCAGCCUCAUUUUUCUGGUACUGUGGUGCGGUACAUGUACAAAUGCAUGUAGCGGAGCGGAACCUGUUCUGGUUGCGCACAGUGUAUACGGAGAGAGCACAAUAAGCAUUUGAGAGCAUUGACAAUGCGCAGCCGUGUUACCCCUCAAGUCGGUUUGUUAGUGGAGAUCUGCAAGAAGGAUCUUUGUCGUGGCUCUCGCCGUUGGCUCCAUCGAAAUGCACUCCUUCCAAGCAGACACCUUCGAAGAAAUGCUGUGCGUCCGCUGUCAUCGGCACAAGGUAGACCAACCAAUCCAGUAGUAGGAGACAGUGGAGACCAAGAUAAUGAUAUGAGUGCUGAUCUACGACCCAUCACGUCGUUUGUCAAGAAGCAAAUGGAGCAAGGAAAGCUACGGCAGGACAGAGAGCAGUUGGAUUUGGCACGAAAACUGGAUGACUUGCGCACUGCCGUGGCCAAAACGGAUAGUCGAGUGAUCCCAGAUCAUCAGCUGGUUGUGGACAUGUUUUGGGAUGCUAAACCCAAAGGGUUGCUUGCAAGAGCUCAGAAGCUGAUUCAGAGCCAGAUUUGGUUUUCGCGGACGAGAGAAUCGCCCAAAGGUGUCUAUAUCCAUGGCUCUGUCGGCGUUGGAAAAUCAUUCUUGAUGGAUCUAUUGGCCAGUGAGCUGUUGCGCGACAACCAUGAAAAGAGAACUUGUUGUCAACGACGAAAGAUCCGUAGAUCACAUUUCCACGAGUUCAUGUUGGAUGUCCAUGAUCGCAUUCACAAACACAAACAAAUUCGACCCAAGGAAGAUCCUCUGCCCUCUGUGGCCCUGUCGUUGGCUAAAGAAGCCAGGAUAUUGUGUUUGGAUGAAUUUCAAGUCACGGAUAUUGCCGAUGCUAUGAUUCUCCAAAGACUCUUUGGAAUGCUGUGGAUGGAGAGCAACAACUGGAAUUUCUUUGAAAGAAGAGAUAUCGGCAUGGUGGUCGUCGCCACCUCCAACCGGGCUCCUGAAGCUCUCUACGAGGGUGGAUUGAACCGUGCUCUCUUUCUGCCGUUUAUUGAAACUCUCAAACGGCACAUGGAUGUGGUGGAAAUGCACGGCAGCAACGAUUAUCGACGCGACAACAAUAAUCACCAAUCGAAUGAUACUCAACAAUCAUUCUUUUGGCCCGCUACAAGCUCGGAGACUCGUCAAGCACUGCAAGAUGUCUUUGCUGCCGCCGCAGACAGUCACGAUGGAAUAGUACGAGUACACGAUGAAGACAUCACCCUGCCCGUUCGAAUGGGUCGUCACGUUCGCGUCCCCAAAUCCAACAAUGCCUGUGCCUGGUUUGACUUUGAGGAUUUGUGCGGGGCGCCCUUGGGUGCGGCGGACUAUUUGGCCAUUUGUGAACGAUUCCCCGUCUUGAUUGUGGACCACGUACCGCAACUCAAUGCGUCUCGAUUCAACGAGGCCCGUCGGUUCGUAACUUUAGUCGAUGCAAUUUACGAAAGCAGGACUCGGCUGAUCCUGGCUGCCCAAGUUCCUUUGGAGGAUCUCUUGUUGCACUUUGAUGCCACGGUGGAAUCCAACGAUGGAGACGAAGAAAUUGCCGUGGCGGGGGUUGGUCAAAACGCAACCUCGACGGUGGAGGAGGAGCAAAUAAUGUUUGUCAAGGGACAAGGUGGCAGCUCCAGCUCCGCGUCGACGACUUAUUUGAGAAGCAAAGAAGGAGAAAUGGUGGAAUGGUCCGCUACUGGAAGGAUUGGAGUGUCGCUGGCACAACUCUCCGCGGUCAGGGAUGUUUCAUUUUCGUUCCUUCGAGCCGAAAGCAGACUCGUUGAGAUGAACAAUGGGAGAUGGGGAAGAUCCUAUUGAGUCAUCAGCGCCUUCGCUUUCCUUUCAUCCUGGAGGGUGUGAAAGGAAUCGAAUCGAAUAAUCCUUGUCAUAGUAGAAAGAGUUUUGGACAAGAAUGUACCGGUACCGCACGGAGCGGCCUGUGUAUCGGUAGAUUCAGAUCGUAGCUCGUGAUCCUCGUGAUGUCCAUUGUGGAGAUUCGGUA